UUUUAUAUUUCUACAGUCAACUAAAGUUCACUGACUGAAUCUCAUAAGAGAUUAAAUUCCUCUAGGAAAUAUAAUUUCUAAACUACAAGCUGACUACCAAGAAUUUCAAUACUCUUUAUUUAUAUGUGUAUAUACAGUGAUUUCUUACCUAGACUCAAAGCUGUCAAUACUUGUAUAAGUUUACCAAUAUCACAAGUAUAAAAGGCAAAGUUGAUCUUGGUGAGGUUUGAACUUGGAAUGUACAGAAACACCAAACAUUAUAGAUAUUACUCACACACACAAACUCAAUCAUUCUUCAGAACUUACAUUCUCCAUUCAAAAGUAUUUGUUUAAAAAUGAGAAAAUGUCACUGUAAAGAAUACUUAAAUUUGGAUAUUUUAAAAAUUCGAUGCUGGUACCAAAGAAGAGUUUUUAUACGAUAAAGAUAUUUGUUUGUUUGUUUAUUUGUGGACCCCUGAAAAGAGUGUGAAAUUUUAAGAAUAUAAAGUAAAAUUAAAUAAUUUCAUUGAAAUAUUGAGAACAGUUUUUUAUUUUAGAUUGGAAAAAAAAAAGGAUUUAACAAUGUUUCGAAGGCAUUUCUUAAACUUGUACAACCGUCUGUCUGUGAUGACAUCAGCUACAGUGAAAUCUUCCCUUCACAAUGGAUCUUUUAGUUUCCCAGAAGAUAUAGCCUUUCCUAUGUAUUUGUUGAGUAAAACUUCAGAUUUUGAACACCAGACAGCAUUGAUAAAUGGUGAAACUGGCCAGAGAUUCAGUUAUGAAAGCCUUCAAAAAGAUUCCAUUAAAGUUUCCAAUUCCUUUUUCCGUCUUGGUUUGCGAAAAGGAGAUGUUGUUUGUUUGUAUGGCUCGAACACACCUGAAAUGCUUCAUAUUCUUUGUGGAGUCACAGCCAUUGGUGGCAUUAUCAGUCCAGCGAUGGCACAGAUGUCUGUUGGAGAACUCGUGUCCCAGUUAAGAGAUUCCCAGUCUAAAUUUAUUGUAACCACCCCAGAAUGUGUUAUUCGGGCUAAAGAAGCAGCCAAAAGAGCCAAUGGUAUUCAGGAAACCAUAGUAUUAGGACAGGCUGAAGGUUGCCGACCAUUUUCUGAUCUACUCAGAUCAGCAAGUUUUACUUAUCCGGAUGUACACAUUAAUCCUCGGAAAGACACAGCUCUUUUGCCAUACUCAGCAGGAUUAUCAGGAAAACCUAAAGGUGUAAUGCUGACACAUCAAAAUUUAAUUUCUGCCAUUGAGGCACUGAGACAACCUGACUACAUUACAUUUGAGGCAGGAAAGGACCAUAAUGUAAUGGUGUUUCCUUUGACCCACGCAUCUGGACUAGUUAUGGGUUUUGGUAUCUCGUUGGUACAAGGGGCCACCAUUGUGACUCUCAACAGAUUUGAAGCUCGGUCGUAUUUGGAAUCUUUUCAGAAAUACAAGGGAACAUUUACCAUGGCAACACCAUCAAUGAUAUCAUCUUUCAACUCCCAUCCUCUUGUGCAAGAAACUGAUCUUUCCAGUCUAAAGACGAUCGUAAGUCAAUCGGGAUAUCUGAACCCUAAUCUCAUUCAACAACUUUCUGAAAAACUGAAGGGAGUAAAUAUAAGACAAGGUUAUGGACUGACAGAAACAUGCGGUGUUGGCAUGGCAACUCCUGCAAGCAACAUAAAGAAUGGUUCUGUUGGGGUUCCAGUUCCUGGAAUGGAAGUCAAAUUAAUUGAUUCAAAGACCAAGACAGACACAACCAACGAACGAAAAGGUGAAAUUUGCUUCCGUGGGCCAAGUGUUACUUCUAAGUUCUGGAAACACAGAGACAAUAAUGAAGAAAUGCUCUUGGAGGACAACUGGCUCAGAACAGGUGACGUUGGAACUUGUGACAGUGAAGGACACUAUAAGAUUGUUAACACAAUCAAAACGUUAAUUAAAUAUAAGGGGUGCCAGGUUUCUCCUGAGGAAAUUGAAGAUCUUCUUCUACAACACCCAGCUGUGUUAGAUGUUGCUGUGUUUGGCUUGCCUGAUAAAGAAGCUGGUGAAGUACCAACGGCUCUGGUUGUCCAGCAAAGGAAAGUCGACCAGAAAGAACUACAAAAUUUUGUCCAAGACAAUGCAGCAUCAUACAAGCAGCUGAGAGGUGGCAUUAAGUUUCACACAGAAAUCCCUCGUCUUCCAGACGGAACUAUAUCACGACAAAAGAUUCGUGAUUGGUUUUUGGAAUUUCAUAAAAGAGGUUAAAUAUAUUCACUAUAAUAUCAAGUCUAUUUCUGAGAAACAUUCCAUGUAAAAUACAGAAAGAAAAAAAGAUAUAUUUUUUGUAAUUAAAAAAAAAAUGAUUCAAAUGUAAUUAAUUACCUACAGACAGCAGUGUACAUCAACCUGCCUUUACUCAAAAGAGAAUUUUGUGCAGUAUUCGUUUUAAAAUAUUUUAGAUAUUAAAUAACCUGUUACAACAA
Messenger RNA from Octopus sinensis (East Asian common octopus), 2429 nucleotides. Its product is annotated as 4-coumarate--CoA ligase 1-like. NCBI's taxonomy places the organism in Eukaryota, Metazoa, Mollusca, Cephalopoda, Octopoda, Octopodidae. Gene Ontology annotation, molecular function: CoA-ligase activity. The transcript is spliced from 11 exons. The coding region runs from base 562 to 2211 and encodes 549 amino acids. The record is from RefSeq and is a predicted model, not a curated record.